Molecule: messenger RNA, 992 nt
Organism: Lactuca sativa (garden lettuce)
Lineage: Eukaryota; Viridiplantae; Streptophyta; Magnoliopsida; Asterales; Asteraceae
Source: RefSeq, a predicted model, not a curated record
UCUCCAUCAAACCAACCAUUCCUUGACGUGUUCUUUCCCCAUAUCACCCUGCACCCUCUACUGCUACUGCUCUGCUUCGAUCUUCUCACCACUAAUUUACUUGACUUUCUUCAUCAUUCAUUCAAUCAAGGUUUCCCUUUUGUGGUCAAGGAUCGAACAAAGAGUUUGGAUUCCGCUUUGUUGCAUCGAAGUCACUUAAUCGAUAGAUAAAAUGGAUCAAAGGAAGCCGCAAUCCAGAGGUUCUUCUUCGUCUUCUUCUUCAUUUACUGAGAAUCUCUUCGGCCCUAAGGAUCCAUCCGCCGCCACCUCCUCUGGCCUUUUCAGCUCUGUUUUUGGCCCCUCUUCCACGGGUCUAGGCAAGGACUCUUCUCAUUCUAAGAACACAGGAGCAUCCAACAAGCAGGAGUUUGGAGGUCCAUAUGGAAGUGGCAAACAUUCAACACCAGAUCACAAGACACAAAGAUGCAUUGGUGAAAAGGAUGGGAAUCCCAUUUACCAAAAUGAAACAGCAGAACCAAGCUAUCUGAGUUCAUCCAUAUAUUAUGGUGGCCAAGAAGUUUAUUCUCCAAAUAGCCAACCCUGUCGCCCUCACCAUUCUUUCAAGAAAGAUGGAGGUGAUGAGGAUCCAAACAAUAACUCCGCUUCAAGGGGAAAUUGGUGGCAAGGUUCUCUCUACUAUUAAGUCCCUUUCUGUUCUCUGCAUGACGAAAGAGGGGGGCGAUAAUGGCAAUAUGGUAAAUAAUCCUAAAGUAUGGCCAGAGCUUAUGGUUUUUAGUUUUUUUCUCUGUGGGGGGUGUAGAUUUUCUUUGAAGUUGUACAUGAGCUGAUGUUAUAGCGCUCAGUUAAUGUCUGUUUAUCUAUAGGCUUUUUCUUGAUAUGUUAGUGUGGUAAGUGGUAACAUGUCUUCUCCAAGUGAUCUUAUCUAUGGAUUAUAUAUGCGACUUGUAACCUUGGUUCUCCUCCUAAUUUAGUUGUUUUCUGACUUGUAAUAA